UAGUCAUGCGUCACUCAUUUGAAACGUGUUUCGUGGUUCUCGUGGCAACCUUCGGCUUUUGGUGUUUAAACAUUGAAGCGUGGGGAACUGCGUCAAGCGAGCUCCUCCACAGAGUGGCUCUCAUACAUCCCCCCCUUCACUUGAAUUGCUGAUGGAACAAUCCUCAUUGCAGGGUGUGGAUCCAGUGCCGGCCAGAGAGGCUAGACAACAAGGAGUAAUAACGGGCGAGCAGCGAGUAUGAAAUGAGACUGGGCUAAAAAAGAAAACUACUUUACUGGGGGAAACAUUAACCGAGAUGAAGAGACAAGGAGACGCUUUUAAACGAAAUUGAACGUCACGGCUACGGGUUGAAGUCAACCAGCGCGAGUUACGGAGGCAGAUGCAUAUGUGAAAGUGUACGCGGAAACCCCACUAAACUGAACGGAAUUGCGAUUGCGGUGACAGCUGUGGAUGCAAGUAAUGUCAGAUUGUUUUAGCGGUUGAAAUCUUGCACGAAGACACUUGGUGGCUUACUGAAUCCUGUUUUUACGAACGGCAGAAAGUUGAAAGUCGUCUAUCGCGGAAAAAACGGUCCCUGUUGUUCUUUGAGUGGGCUUGACAGCGCGCGGAUGGACGACAGCGUGACAGUUAUAAUCCCAAUUUUUUAAUUGUCACUGCUUGAUCAGAAAAGGAGUCGUUGGUAUUUCUGGAACUUGCUUUUGGAUAUUUUUUUCGUUUUGUUUUUCCAUUCGGAGUGUCAACACAUUCAUAUAACGUUAACCAAAUCCUCUUUUACCGAACUGAAGAGGUUGUGCGCGCAAAGCGCAGGCUCCUUGUUUUGUUUAUUCGUUUGACAUCUGCGCACUAUAAUCGAAACCAUAUUGUAUUUUAAAAACGUAUAGUGAAAUCGACAAGUUUUAACCUUCUCACAAUAGUUGUAUAUUUUGUGCCUGUAUAACUAGCACUUCAGCACUUUGACUGGUCGUCGUUGUUUGUGCAUGCACGUGUUUGUUUUGAUCCUGCAAGCACACGAAACAUUUAUCAUAAGCUGUAUGUUGUUGUCACCCGUGUUUUGAGCUCCUGCCUCCCUCCUUCCCUGUUUUUGUCUUGCCAGCGAAUAAGCUUGCCUGUAGACACCUGCGGACUUUGACAGAUUCACUAAAUGGGGAAGAGUUGCUUUGUUUUUUUUCCCACCAGGAAGUCACUGAUACCUUUUUAAUUUUUUGCAUAUCAGGAUUAAGACAGAAGAUUACUACUGAAAAGAAGUGGCAUCGCAGCCACAGAUGCCAGACACAGCUGCCUUUUUUGACUAGUUUAAGUCACUGCAAGAUACCUAGACAGAAUAUAAGAAACACUUGCUAUUUUUAGAGAGAGUGAUGGGGUAAAUGGUGUUGAAAAUUGAGACCCCCCACCCCCAACUUUAAGGCCACCAACACUUCCAGGUUUAGCUCUGGGUUCCUUGUCAGCUGGUGAAUUAUCUGGAUUGGAAAAUUAAAGUGGGGGGGUCCUGUCUCAGCAAAGCUCUCAGACAUAUCCCACUCGUGUGAACAAAUAUUGAUAUUUUAACAGAUGGAACCCCCUCAGUAUCACAGGACAAUGAGUCUAGAUACAGUACAAGUACAGCAAAGUGUAGUAACCAAAUAAGCUCAUCCCCAUAUAACCAGAGAAAUAUACAUAUCUAUAUAUGUGUGUGUGUUGCAGAGUAUAUAUAUAGCUCUAUAAAAUAUAUGAGACAUAGUUUGAAUAUGUAUAUUUUUAUGCCAAAAGUGAGCAUUGUUGCCUGAAACCCAAUCCAUUGCCUUAGAAUCUCAUAGUAAUAAAGGGAAUAGCAAGGAAAGAUAUGAAACGGUGUUUGAAAUAACUAAAUGGUGCCUUUUUCGUUCAUCAGUUUCCUCUGUCGGUCACUUCAGGAUUUCACAUGUAAUAGAAAGAUAUUUUUGUGUUCAAAGUCCUAAACUUUAUAACUUGCCUUUAUGGUUCAAAUUUGAGUUUAGUUACUGUUGGAUGGUACCCUACUGGAUUAUUUACUGAAGUUAUAGGCACGUGAGGAUUAUUCAAUACUUGAUGUCAGCUACUUUUUCAAAAGUACUUUUUGGGAUUCCCAGCAAACUUUAUUAGAGUCAUUUUUUGGAUAUCACGGGCCAACGCAUAAGCAUUUCAGAUGGUGAUCACUUCGUCCGUGGAAGAGAAGCCGCAGCCUUCUAACAGAAUGGUCGCAAACUUGCCGACCGAAUCCUGGAUUGGCAGCCCAGAUCAGAACCGCUACUUACCCCAGUCACACCUGCUACGAAAGCCAGCAAGAAGUGGAAGCAGCUCAGGAUGCAAGCCCCCCUCCUCUACCCUCUGCCAGCCUGCCGCCUUGGGCUUCUCCCCCGCUGAGCCAACCAUGUCGAGCCAGCACAGCCACCCCUCCUUUAGUAACAUCCACUCCAUGGCCGACCAGCAGCAGGUGCUGUCAGAUAUGACCAUCCUGCAGAGGAGGAUUCCACCCAGUUUUCGAGAUCCCGCCAGCGCCCCGCUACGAAAACUCUCUGUCGAUCUCAUCAAGACAUACAAGCACAUCAAUGAGGUGUAUUACACGAAAAAGAAACGGCGAGCCCAGCAGGUUCCCCCUGAGGACUCCAGCACCAAAAAAGAGCGCAAGGUGUACAACGACGGCUACGAUGACGACAACUAUGAUUACAUUGUGAAAAACGGAGAGAAGUGGCUGGACCGCUACGAGAUCGACUCGCUUAUCGGCAAGGGCUCCUUCGGACAGGUGGUGAAAGCCUAUGACCACCACGAGCAGGAGUGGGUGGCCAUUAAGAUCAUCAAGAACAAGAAAGCCUUCCUGAACCAGGCCCAGAUCGAGCUGCGGCUUCUUGAGCUCAUGAACAAACACGACACUGAGAUGAAGUACUACAUAGUCCACUUAAAGAGGCACUUCAUGUUCCGUAACCACCUGUGCCUGGUUUUCGAGCUCCUCUCCUACAACCUGUACGACCUCCUGCGCAACACCAACUUCCGCGGCGUCUCGCUCAACCUGACGCGCAAGUUCGCUCAGCAGCUGUGCACGGCAUUGCUCUUCCUGGCCACGCCCGAGCUCAGCAUCAUCCACUGCGACCUCAAGCCCGAGAAUAUCCUCCUGUGCAACCCCAAGCGCAGUGCCAUCAAGAUUGUGGACUUUGGCAGUUCCUGUCAGCUAGGACAAAGGAUUUACCAGUACAUCCAGAGUCGGUUUUACCGGUCGCCGGAGGUGUUGCUGGGCAUGCCGUAUGACCUGGCUAUAGACAUGUGGUCGCUGGGCUGUAUCCUGGUGGAGAUGCACACGGGCGAGCCGCUCUUCAGUGGCUCCAAUGAGGUGGACCAGAUGAAUAAAAUAGUGGAAGUGCUGGGGGUCCCGCCCAACCAUAUGCUGGAUCAGGCCCCUAAAGCACGCAAGUACUUCGACAAGCUGUCCGACGGCCUGUGGACCGUCAAGAAGAACAAGGAUAUUAAGAAGGUACUUUAUCCUUCAGCCUCCGAAUAUAAACCACCCGCCACACGACGACUGCACGAGAUUCUGGGGGUGGAGACGGGAGGUCCAGGGGGGAGGCGAGCUGGAGAACAGGGCCACGCGCCCUGCGACUACCUGAAGUUCAAGGACCUGAUCCUCCGCAUGCUGGACUACGACCCCAAGACGCGCAUCACGCCCUUUUACGCGCUGCAGCACAACUUCUUCAAGAAGACGACGGAUGAGGGCACCAACACCAGCAGCUCCACCUCCACCAGCCCUGCCAUGGACCACAGCCACUCCACCUCCACCACGAGCUCGGUCUCCAGCUCUGGUGGAUCCAGCGGUUCUUCCAACGACAACCGAAAUUACCGGUACAGCAACCGGUACUACAACAGCGCAGUCACUCACACGGACUACGAGAUGCAGAGCCCACAGGCUCCGUCACAACAGCAGUUGCGCAUCUGGCCCGGAGGAGACAGCAGCAUGGGUCAGCUGUCCAACAGCAGCAGCGAUUCAUCUUACUCGCAGCUGAUGCUGCACAAGCCGGCGGCCACGCAGCACUCACGCCACUUCAUAGGCAACAUGGGGGGCAUGAUGGAGCCGCACCAUCCCCACCCCAUCUACGGCAGUCACCACAGCAACGGCAGACAGCUCCGGCAACAGCAGCAGCAGAACCAGCCGCAGGGCCAGACCUCGCAGGGCCAGCAGGGCCAGGCACUGAUGCCCGUCUCUUCCCCACAGAUGCAGGACAGCAUCGAGCUCAGCCUCACCCACCACCACCAUCUGGGUCAGUCUUCCAUCAUGCAGCCACCCCCGUCGAGCUUGGACUCCAGUCAGUACGGCUCCUCCAACCUCCACUUGGGCCUCUCUGCCUUUCGGACUAGGACAGUCAUGGCCCCCCAGCAACCUCCUUCCGCUUCCCAGCAACAGUUGCCGCAGGCCCCAGCUUCCCAGGACAGCAUGGUCGCUGCCUCCGGCUUGGGAUACAUCCCUCCAUGCUACGCCGGCAGCAACAACAAUAACAACCCGGCCCAGGGAAGCGUCGGAGUGGGGGGUAUGCUCACCGGGGGGCCCCCGCCCAGAGGAGUCGGGGGAGCUGGGGGGCGGCCGGAUUCCGAGGAAUCCGCCAUGAUGGCAGUGUGCGGGAGUGGGAGCGGUCAGAGUGCAGCCAACUCUUGAUAAAUCUUGAACAAAUUCCAAAAGCCAUACGAAAAUUUUAACGAAACAACACGACAGUGACAAAAAUGCCACACACACACACACAACACGACACAAAGUAGUGUGACAUCAAACACACACACAGCCACACGCAACAGAACCGCAGAGAAAAACUUGUGAAAUAUCAAACAGUUGAUUUUGGUUUCGUUUUGGUUUUGCAUGGGGGGACGGUCGAGGGAGGGCACGAAUGGAAUGAUUUUAAACUAUUUUUAUCCUUAUCUUUUUGUUCCUGUUCAUUUGUUUUUCUUUAAUUGAAGGAGAAGCGCAGUGGGCAAAGUCGUUGUAACAGAAGGUUUCAGAAAGUUGGUUUUUACCGUUGUUAUAUUGUUAUUUAAUUUUAUGUGCUUUGAGGUCAGGUUUGCAGCGAGAGAUUUUUAUUUGUUUUGUUUUUGCGAGGGAGAGCUUUAGAUUUUUCGAAAAAUUGAAUGUGUUCGUCAAGACGACAGCAGCAAGAGAGAGUUCCCUUCAUUUUGUCUUGCCAUAAUUGUACAUUUUUAAUUUAUUAAGAAUCACUACAUGCAGGAACGAAAUGGGAGAGGGCUGGAAAGUGGUCUAAACUGAGAGGUGGGAUUAUUUAUUCUAUGUUUUAUUUAUACCGUUGUUUUAUUUUACUGUUUGAGGGACGGAUGACAUUUAUGCAUAGACAACAACAAGCAAACAAAACUGGG
Messenger RNA from Triplophysa rosa, 5340 nucleotides. It is a transcript of the gene dyrk1b, whose product is annotated as dual-specificity tyrosine-(Y)-phosphorylation regulated kinase 1B. NCBI's taxonomy places the organism in Eukaryota, Metazoa, Chordata, Actinopteri, Cypriniformes, Nemacheilidae. Bases 2141 to 4633 code for a protein of 830 amino acids. Gene Ontology annotation, cellular component: nucleus. The transcript has 11 exons. The record is from RefSeq and is a predicted model, not a curated record. Gene Ontology annotation, molecular function: transcription coactivator activity; ATP binding; protein serine/threonine kinase activity. Gene Ontology annotation, biological process: positive regulation of DNA-templated transcription; peptidyl-threonine phosphorylation; protein autophosphorylation.